Messenger RNA from Microbotryum saponariae, 634 nucleotides. The record is from the annotation of a GenBank genome assembly. Lineage: Eukaryota; Fungi; Basidiomycota; Microbotryomycetes; Microbotryales; Microbotryaceae.
AUGGUGUGUCUGUUCCUGAUCUGGCACUUCCGCGCCAAGUACAUCGACCACCUCCCGCCCGCCUUGUCGUCACGAUUACGGUACUAUGCCCCCUUGUCGACCUUUGAGGAUGCGGCUGAACAAGGUGCGCUUUCAAACUCGAUCCUCUUCAAGUUGCCGAAUACACACGACUGACCGCCUUCUCUCGGAAACUCCCUCACCGCUAGGGUUCUCCACCGCGGCCUUUGACCUCUCGGGCAACAUGGCCGGUGACUCUCGUGCUGGAUUGGACGAUCGUACUCUAACCGAGGUGCGAAGGAUCAUGGAGGAGAAGAGGUGCAACUUCGACGAGGCGAGGGUCAUCCACACCAAUAGGAUGUUUGCGAGGAAUGGUACGUUCUUAAGGAGAUCGGCAAGGGGUUGGGUUUGGGAGCUGUCGAAGAUGACUCCGAAUUCGUGCUUAUUUACGUUUUUGGUUUUGUCCUUCUGGGACAGGUAUUGAUCCGAAUGGAUACCCGCUAGGUCAGCACUAGACCGGCGCCGUGUUGCAUCGUCCUGGAGUCGACGCUGACUCGCGAACCUCUCUGAAAAUCUUGACUCUCUAUCCAUCUUUUCCGAUCACACAGACCCCAAGGCCAUCACUCGACUCUCGUGA